Molecule: messenger RNA, 195 nt
Organism: Acanthoscelides obtectus
Lineage: Eukaryota; Metazoa; Arthropoda; Insecta; Coleoptera; Chrysomelidae
Source: the annotation of a GenBank genome assembly
AUGGAUCACGAACGAUUGAAAAAGAUAAGAGACUCUCUUAAAGCCUUUUCAAGGGAGAGAAGCCUGUUGAAUAUGACGCGAGAUGAACUUGCACACAUACAGAAAGAGGUACUCAUAUGCUGCACGCCAAAUGAAAUAGCACAUGCAUGGAACAAACUGCCGGAGCAUUUGAAGGAGGACGCUGAUAUACAGUGA